AUGUGCUGUGUAUAUAUGCACCAAGUAAAAUACUAUUCUCAAUUCCCGAGGAUAGUUCCUAGGAGGAUGUACGGAAUCCUUAACCGGACUCCAGCCAUGGAGUAUAAUGGGAUGCACCGAGUUAUAUUUUAUGAAUAUCAACUCCCCAGGGAUGUCCCUAGGAGGUUACAUGGACUCCUUAGCUGGACUCCAGCUAUGGAGUAUAAUAGGAUGCGCCAAGUUAUAUUUUAUGAAUAUCAACUCCCCGGGGAUGUCCCUAGACGGUUACACGGACUCCUUAGCUGGAAUCCAAUGUUGGUGCCUAAUGGGAGACUCCCAUUACACUCCCUGGAAUCCAAGUGUUACUAG
This is a messenger RNA of Macrosiphum euphorbiae (potato aphid), 348 nucleotides long. The record is from the annotation of a GenBank genome assembly. NCBI's taxonomy places the organism in Eukaryota, Metazoa, Arthropoda, Insecta, Hemiptera, Aphididae.